GGGGGUGGAGCUCCGCCGUGCUCGGGGGACUGGCCGCGCGCGGCAGGGUGGGGGGCUUCGCCGCCUGCAUGGAGCCGGGGCGGACGCGAGGAGGGGGCUGUCGCGGCGUGCGGGACACCCACCCACAUGGCCUCGCCUCGCCUUCCUCGGCCGGCUGGGCUGCGCUCUCCUGCCGCGAUUCUAGAGUGUAAACCACAUAAGGACAUAAACUAUCAUCUCAAACGGCUGUGUGCCAAUCAAACGAGUCCUGGAGGAGAUUUUGCAAGGGUUUACCAUGUGACUAAGGGUACUCACUGCAUGUCAGAUGGUCUCUCCAAGCCAACAGUGAUGGAGUCAAUUGAUGAAGCUGAUGGACAGCAAAGUGGGAAGGAACAAUCCCAGAAAGCCUUACCAAGAACUCUGCAGCAUGGCUGGGCUGCCUGGUGGAACGGAUUAACAACAGGAGGCGGUGUAUAUUUGUUCGCCCUCUUGCAGAUAUUGCUUUUCUGCAUGAUGUUAUGGUACAGCGGUUUCGGGACAAUCCCAACAGCUCAGAAUGCCUUUGACCUGCUGUCCUACUUGCUAACACCAUUUGAACAGUUUAUCUCAGAUCCAGGAGAGGAUCUGACCAGAGUUGGAAGCAUUGCGAUGUUAUAUUUCCUGCUGUCCUUAGUUUCGCUAGGAUUGUUACUCAUAGGAACUCUGAUUUGGUAUCUUGUGAAAACCCAUUCGGAUCCCCCCUUUCCCCUACCAGAGGACAGGCGUCAGUCUGUGAGCCGCCAGCCUUCAUUCACGUACUCGGAGUGGACAGAGGAUAAAAAUGAGGAUGAUUUUCUAGAUUUGGAUCCAGUGCCAGAGACACCAGUCUUUGACUGCGUGAUGGAUAUUAAAGCAGAGACGGAUCCAGCGACUCUGACAGUUAAAUCAGUGGGAUUGCAAGAAAGGAGAGGUUCAAAUGUUUCACUCACGCUGGACAUGUGUACCCCAGGCUGUUCCGAGCAAGUCUUCGGCUAUGUCAUGUCACCAAGAGAACAAUCAGCCCGAGAGUACCUACAAACGGCAUCAAAUAUUCUUACUGCAGAGGAGCUACACAAGAAAGCAUUAGAUCCUUUCAUACUCCAGACAGAGUUUUUUGAAAUCCCAAUGAACUUUGUUGAUCCAAAGGAAUAUGAUAUUCCAGGAUUAGUGCGGAAGAAUCGCUACAAAACAAUUCUCCCAAAUCCUCACAGCAGAGUGUGCCUUACCUCAACUGAUCAGGACGAUCCUCUUAGCUCGUAUAUCAAUGCUAACUACAUCCGGGGCUAUGGAGAAGAGGAAAAGGUAUAUAUUGCUACUCAGGGACCCAUAGUAAAUACUGUCAGUGAUUUCUGGAGAAUGGUGUGGCAGGAGCAUUCUCCCAUCAUUGUCAUGAUUACCAAUAUAGAAGAGAUGAAUGAGAAAUGUACAGAGUACUGGCCAGAGGAACAGGUCACCUAUGAAGGAAUAGAAAUCACAGUUGACCAGGUCAUACAAGCAGAUGAUUACCGAUUAAGACUCAUCACCCUGAAGAAAAGUGGUGAAGUAAGAAACCUGCGACAUUACUGGUAUACAUCCUGGCCAGACCAAAAGACACCAGAUCAAGCACCAGCCCUCUUGCAACUGGUGCAGGAUGUGGAAGAGGCCAUGCAAUGUGCAGAAGAAAAGAAUGCCCCAGUCAUUGUCCACUGCAGUGCAGGGAUUGGGAGGACUGGCUGCUUUAUUGCCACCAGCAUUUGUUGUAAACAGUUGAAGUACGAGGGGAUAACUGACAUACUGAGAACAACCUGCCAGUUACGGCUAGACAGGGGAGGAAUGAUCCAGACUUGUGAACAAUAUCAGUUUGUCCACCAUGUCAUGAGCUUGUAUGAAAAACAGCUCUCUAGAGCAGCAGAAGAAUAAGCUUUCAUGAUAUUCCUAGUGAUUAAAACCAAGAGAACUCUUGACGGAAGUCAGCUAUAUUUUAGAUCUGAUAAGAGACGCAUGGUAACUUGGCAGUCUUUGUUGAAUAUAUAUAUAUAUAUUUGUUUUACUUUGAUAUUGCAUUCUUUUUGCUCUUGUUUGCAUCAACUUUCAAGAGCUGAGAUACUGCUUGUCUUAAACAUGUGGCAGAACAUAAUCACCAAAAAAAUGGCUUAUUUAUACUGUAAAUAAGAAUAGUAGCUUCAUUUGUUACAAAAUCAAAAAUAAAUUCACUAGCUGUCUUGAGUUUGCUAUUUUUAAAAAAUGAUUUAAUUGCUAAUAGAUCCAAAUACAGUGUGGAACUCUUUGAAACUGUCAUGCUGAAAUAUGUAUGGUAUGUUGACUAAGCUUGAAAUUAACUUUUUGCCUUUUUCUGAUUGUUUUUACAUUUUAAACUACCGAAUACUGUGUAUAUCAUAAACCUUCUGAGCCUCUGCAUUAAAUGAUUCAAGUUGAUUCAUAUUGAAAUCAUGUUUCACACCUCAUGUUUGCUUGUGAAAAAAGAAAAAUUCCACAAAAUGUAGCAGAACCAAGGGAGGGGAGAAAAAACAAUUCAUUGACAUGAGGCGAUUGCCACUUCUUUAUCUCCAAUAUACCAUGGAAUCAAGAAAAGAAUGGAAAAGUAUGGUGACCAUUAGAGAUGAGUCUGAAUCAAACCCUGAACUCAAGCAUUCCCCCAAUCUUUAUGAGCAUUAUGAAAUCUUAACUUGGAUCCAGAUCUGAAUUUGGCAAAUAGCUACUCUCUUUAUGAGCCAGACCAAAAUCCAUGAUACAAUUUCCCAUGAAAUUUGGGGUGUUUUAACACAGAUUCUGAAUGUUGUGACUUGAGCUCUUCUCUAAUGAAUACAUAGUAAAGGAGAUCACGUGUGCACUGUGAAGUUAGGUUGAGAUUUUCAAAAGGCCUGGUCUGCACCAGGAAGUUAGGCUGAUAUAACUACGUUGCUCAGGGGUGUGAAAAUUCCACACCCCUGAGUGACGCAGUUAAAUCAACCUAAACCUGACUAUAGACAACAGUAGGUGAGUGGGAGAAUUCUCCCAUGAACUUAGCUACCGCCUCUCAGAGGUGGAGUACCUGUGCCAAUGGGAGAAGUUCUCCCUCUUCACUGAAGAGUUACAGCUGUAACGCUGCAGUGUUUUAAGUAUAGACAAGCCCUGAGAGAAUGUCUACGCUGCAGUUAGGUGUGUGAUUGCAGCACAUUCGGAUGUGUUAGAUCAAAGAUAGCUCGAGUAACAAUAUCAGCGAAGCAGCAGCAAUCACCUCCUGGUUGCAGUGUAAACAUACCUUAAUUGAUCUGAGUGCCCAGUUCUCAUUACAAUUAAUGGGAACAGGGCAUCCAAAUCCCAUAGGAAGUUUUGAAAAACCUCAGCUUUAAUAUGUUGGCCAGUGUUUAGAGAUUUGCCUUUGAAAAUAAAUUCAGACUGUCACUGUCUCUGGUUCCUAAAACCCCUGAUCCGUGCUGCAGUGGUUCCCUUUAGGCAAUAGAGACUCUGCUGCUCUUGGCUGUGUUCUAGGCCCCAGUUCAGCAAAGGACUCCAAGCAUGCACAUCGUUACAUACAUGCUUGAGCACUUUACUGAAUAUGGAUGGACUUGAGUAUGUGAAUUAAGUGCUUUGCUGAACUGGGGUCCUAGUGAACAAUUAAAGAUAUCCGCAACUUUUUUGAAAGAACAAAAAACAUUUCUAGGAAGUACUGAAAAUUCUGAGAAUUUAUGGCACUUGUUGAUCAAGAAGGGAUCAAAAACAGCAUUCAGAACAAUAAGGGCUUGCAUCUGCUCCCAUUGAUGUUCUGCACAGGAUCGGGCCUGAAGCUGCGCAUAUAUACAACUUACUGUGUCACUGUGGGGAAAGCUUUCCCAAAAGUUCAAGACAUGUCUUCUGUUGGCUCAGUACCUGUGUUUAUCUUGUAUCCGUGCCUCUGUAAAAAUCCUGUCAGCAGAGUUUGCAUGAAUGUGGCAAAAUGUGUUAUCUUUAAACCCCUUGAUUUUAUUGCUGUAUUUAAAAUAUUUCCUUCAGUGAUACGCUGACCGAGUGAACUGGCGUUCUUUUUUAAAAAACUGUUGGUAGUCAUUAAAUAGAGCAAUAAACUUAAGCAUUUUGAGCA
Dermochelys coriacea (leatherback sea turtle) is the source of this 4057-nucleotide messenger RNA. RefSeq names its product protein tyrosine phosphatase non-receptor type 5 (gene PTPN5). Gene Ontology annotation, molecular function: protein tyrosine phosphatase activity. Bases 127 to 1896 code for a protein of 589 amino acids. Gene Ontology annotation, biological process: protein dephosphorylation. The transcript has 14 exons. The record is from RefSeq and is a predicted model, not a curated record. Lineage: Eukaryota; Metazoa; Chordata; Testudines; Dermochelyidae.